AUGGAAAAAUUGUUGGAGGCGUUCAAGACCAGUAUCACGCCGGCCCAAGCAAUGCGAUUGUUUACCCAGCCGAAGGAUCCCAAACGAAGUUGGCCCGAGCGUUAUAUGUAUCUGACGGCCAUCGCUGAGGUUACCGGAAAUGGUGGAGACUAUUUGGUUUUGGACAAUAUUAAUCAGUACGCUUCUUCAGGAAUGCGAACCGUUCUUUUUGCGAAAGUUGAUCCUACUAGAAGUGAUUACCUGGUGAAAGCCGAAGAGCUAACUCAAUUUGCUCAGGCAUACGAGUUUAACGUGGGAAGGGAGAAGACUCUUGGACAAGAAAUUGUUGGGUCCGUUUCGGAACGACGUGGAAAGGAGAUGCGCCGAUGUCACUCUUGUAAUGAGGUUGGGCAUUUACAAACCGCGUGUCCCGAACGAAAAUUCUUGCCCCAAGUAUCAUCAAAUUUGUCACUGGCCGUCAAUGACUUGUCAGAUAAAUUUAAAGAUGUUUGGAUCCUAGACAGUGGGUCCAGCAGACAUUUAGUCGGUGAUGAAUCAUGGCUUGAUAAUGUCGAAUCUUGUCAAGGAACAUGUCUUUAA
Messenger RNA from Peronospora farinosa, 579 nucleotides. Lineage: Eukaryota; Oomycota; Peronosporomycetes; Peronosporales; Peronosporaceae. The record is from the annotation of a GenBank genome assembly.